AUGAAGCCAUCAUUUUUCACCAUUCCAUUAUUUCUAAUCACUACUUUCCCGUACACUUUCAUUUCAUAUAUACCCAUCGUUUCCGGACAAUGUGUGGAUUUUCCGGUCUUUUAUGAUCGUCAAUGCGCAAAAUCACCCUGUCGAAUCAUUAAAGAAAAUAAAAAUCAAAAUUCGCCAAAAUCACAAAGUUUCUUAAGUAAAUUAAGAAGUAAAUUUCAACUAGAUGUCGAUGUCACCUUAAAGGAUAAUGACUCUUCAAAAAGUAAACCCCCUUCUCAAAACAUGAUUCAAAUGGAUUUCACUUGUGAUUCAAAUAAUACUUGUGAUAAAGCUAAGAAGGCAUUCGAAACAGCGGCAAAGAUUAUCAACUCCAAGAUAAUUUUGACUACACCAAUACUCGUGAAUGCAUCAUUUAUAAAAUUGCCCGGCCCAUUAGGUCUUGCUACCCCCUCAAGAUUUAUUCCAUUAAAAGAUAAAGAUGGUGUCACCCGAUUAUACCCUCAAGCUCUUGCCAAACAAUUUCAAUUUGAUACACAUCCAGAAUAUACUAAAUAUGAUAUCACCGCAACAUUCAAUUCUGCAAGCGACAUAUUUUGGUUUCAAGAUGAUCCGUCACCACCAACUGAUCAACAAGUGGAUUUUGUUCUAGUUCUUGUACAUGAAAUGAUGCAUGGAUUAGGUUUAUUAUCAAGUUGGGAUACUUGGUUCAAAUCUGGCAUGCCUGAUGCAUUGACUCCAUUCCCAAGUUUUAUAGCUCCUCAAAAUGGUACAAUAACAUUCACAGGAUUUCAAGAAACUGCAUUUGAUAAAUAUUUGGUUUUUACUGAAAAUGGAAAACCUUUAUCGACUGUUACCUCUAAUCUUAAUCAAUUUGCUGGUGGGGUCAAUUCUAGUGCUAAAUUUGAUAAUACUUCAGAAUUUAUCAAUGCAUUUAAAUCUUCGCCACAGUUUGUACCAGCGGCUGAUAUAUUUAAAAAAGCAUCUACUGCAUCUUCGAUAGCAUUUAUGACACAUAAUGCCAAACACGUAAAUGAUUCAUGUUUGAUUGAAACAAGUCUUGUGCCUUAUCAAACUGGGUCAAGUAUUUCGCAUAUAGAUUUUACUGCAUUUUCUAAUACUACAGACUUUUUAAUGGUAUGGAAAGCUCCACGUGGUAAAACUGUUAAUGAUUUUACUAAUGGUACAGAUCAAUCAAAUAUUAUUGGACCAAAACUUAUAGCAAUUUUAGAAACUUUGGG
Molecule: messenger RNA, 1238 nt
Organism: Racocetra persica
Lineage: Eukaryota; Fungi; Glomeromycota; Glomeromycetes; Diversisporales; Gigasporaceae
Source: the annotation of a GenBank genome assembly